Molecule: messenger RNA, 2250 nt
Organism: Saxophila tyrrhenica
Lineage: Eukaryota; Fungi; Ascomycota; Dothideomycetes; Mycosphaerellales; Extremaceae
Gene: YPO7
Product: Fe-S oxidoreductase
Exons: 1
Coding region: 1-2250 (749 amino acids)
Biological process (GO): wybutosine biosynthetic process
Molecular function (GO): FMN binding; catalytic activity; 4 iron, 4 sulfur cluster binding
Source: RefSeq, a predicted model, not a curated record
AUGGCGUCCUCAAGCCUGCUUUCGCUCCCGGAGGAGCUACUCUUCCUCUGGCAUACCCAUCGACUGGAAAUCCUCCUCUCCGCCGGCGUCCUGAUAGCUUGCGCCCGUCUCGCGAUCCAUUGGCGACAGACUCGGCGGAAAGCGGUCCUGACACCACCCCUCGGGUCCCCAGUAGAUGAGAAGGUACCGAUAGUGACGAAGAAUGAUCUGGUGGAAGCAGAGCACUUCGUGCCAAUACCGACAGCGCCAGGUGCGGUCAAAUCAGCAGAGAAGUCCGGACCAAAGCGAGUAACUGGCGUCAAGAAGACAAGGAGAACAGCCAAGCAAGACUCGAUAGACUCGAAGGACGGCGACGAGGUGACCAUACAGCCAUUGAUAUUCUACUUCUCCCUCGGCGGCAGCACGAAAGCCUACGCUGAGCAGUUACGAGGAGUUCUGUCAAACAAUCAGAGGAUCCUUGAGCCUGUGCUCCACGACUUGACGGAGAUCGACUACGACGACUUCUUCGUCUCACCUCCAAAGUCCACGAGUGCUAAUACAGUAUACUUCUACUACUUCCUCAUCCCGUCCUACGACAUCAGUACCGAGCUCGACAACUUGCUCGACCACUUGAAGGAGACGCAUCACGACUUCCGGAUUGAUACAGCACCCUUAUCUGGACUGGCAGGAUAUGCUGUAUUUGGCUUUGGAGAUCGACAAGAAUGGCCCAGCGAAGAGGCAGGGUUUGGGAAGGAUGCCGUAGCUGUGGACAAAUGGAUGGCGAGGUUGACGGGUGGGAAGAGGGCGUUUCCGUUGGGCAUGGGAGAUGUGCGGUCAGACGUGGAGGAGAGGCUGCAAGAAUGGAAGACUGGUGUGAGUGGUAUACUGGAAGAGGUGUCUCAAGGCAAAGGGUUAGGCGAAGGCGCUCCAGGUGCAGGAGAAGCCAUCGAGAGCGGCGAUGAAGACGACGAAGACGACGUUCCCGCCAUAACCCAAUCGAAACCCACACGCCCCAAACGCACCACCCGCUCCCAAACAUCCGACCUCGAAGACCUCAAAGGCCCAGCACCCAUCCCCGUCGACUUCACCACCGCCGCUCCCAAAGCAAUGGUCCCCACAACCUCCCCCACCUACACCUCCCUCACCAAACAAGGCUACAGCAUCAUCGGCACCCACUCUGGCGUCAAAACCUGCCGCUGGACCAAAUCCGCCCUCCGCGGCCGCGGCUCGUGCUACAAGUACUCCUUCUACGGCAUCGCCUCGCAUCGCUGCAUGGAAGCCACGCCCUCCCUGAGCUGCAGCAACAAAUGCGUCUUCUGCUGGCGCCACGGCACGAAUCCUGUUUCUACCACUUGGAGGUGGAAAGUCGAUGACCCGAACGACAUCUUCGAUGGGAUGAAAGGCGCGCAUCUCCGCAAGAUCAAGACCUUGCGGGGUGUCCCUGGCGUCCGAGCAGAAAGAUUCGAAGAAGCAAUGCGCAUCCGCCACUGCGCCCUCUCCCUAGUCGGCGAACCAAUCUUCUACCCCCGCAUCAACGAACUCCUCUCCCUCCUCCACGGCGAACGCAUCUCCACCUUCCUCGUCUGCAACGCCCAACACCCCGACCACCUCGCCGCUCUCAACCACGUCACUCAAUUGUACGUCAGCAUCGACGCCUCGAACGCUGAGUCCCUCAAACGCAUCGACCGCCCUCUACAUCGCGACUACUGGCAGCGCUUCCUCCGCUGCAUGGACAUCCUGCGCGAGAAGCGCUGCACCCAACGCACAGUCUUCCGCCUCACGUUAGUCAAAGGUUUCAACAUCGACGAAGAAGCCGAAGGCUACGCCGCGCUCGUCGAGCGCGCACGCCCUAGCUUCGUCGAAGUGAAAGGCGUCACGUACUGCGGCACCUCUACCUCCCAGGGCGCGGGGUUGAGCAUGCAGAACGUUCCCUUUUACGAAGAAGUCUCCUCCUUCGUGCUCGCACUGGAAUCCGCUCUCAAACGAAAGGGAUUGGACUACGGCAUCGGCGCCGAGCACGCUCACAGCUGCUGCAUUUUGCUCGCGGACCGGGAGCGGUAUUUCCUUGAAGACGGGGAUGGAGUGAAAAGGUGGCAUACGCUUAUUGAUUAUCAGGCUUUCUUUGAGUGUUUGGAGAGUGGAAAGGAGUUUGGACCGGAGGAUUAUGUGGGGGCUGCCACACCUGAGUGGGCGGGGUGGGGGAGGGGUGGGUUCGAUCCGAGGGAUGAACGGGUUGAUCGGAAGGGGAGGAGGAUUGAGGAUAAGUCGUAG